AUGUCAAAGGUUUUAGAAGUUUGUGUUGACAGUAUUGAGUCGGCUGAAAAUGCGAUUACCGGUGGAGCCGACCGGCUUGAGUUGUGCUCUUCUCUCAUAGAGGGCGGUUUGACUCCCACUCCUGGCCUACUCAUUCAAAUUCAAAAUAUGAAUUCCAGAAAUAUUCCUGUUUACUGUCUACUGCGAUGCCGGCCCGGCAAUUUUAUUUAUAAAUUGGAGGAAAUAGAGGUUAUGAAAGAAGAUGCUAGGAUUUUGAGAAAGCAUGGCGCUGACGGAUUUGUUUUUGGAGCUCUAACCGAAAACGGAGAAGUCAACAUGAAAUUUUGUCGCGAGAUAAUUAAAGUAUGCCAUCCUCUGCCGGUUACAUUCCACAGAGCAUUUGAUUUCUGUAAAAGGCCCACUAUUGAGGUUGAGGUGAUCAUUGACUUGGGUUUCCAAAGAAUUCUUACGAGUGGCAAACAAAAGACGGCUCAGAUGGGGGUGAAGCUGAUUAAAAAAUUGUUGGAACAAGUUGGAAACAGGAUCAUCAUUAUGCCUGGAGGAGGAGUUAAUAAGGAUAACGUAAAAUUCGUAGUCGAUAACACAGGAGUAAGCGAAAUCCAUGGUUCUUUCAAGGUUGUCAAAGAAGAAGCACCGAGUGAUUCAAAAUCUGAAGAGGAAAGUGAAAUUACUAUCGGAGACGGGCCCUUGUACGUAACUGAUGAGACUGCUGUUGCAGAAAUCGUAAACAUUUUAAAGACUGUUUAA
Messenger RNA from Anoplophora glabripennis (Asian longhorned beetle), 747 nucleotides. Its product is annotated as copper homeostasis protein cutC homolog. Bases 1 to 747 code for a protein of 248 amino acids. The transcript has a single exon. Gene Ontology annotation, molecular function: copper ion binding. NCBI's taxonomy places the organism in Eukaryota, Metazoa, Arthropoda, Insecta, Coleoptera, Cerambycidae. The record is from RefSeq and is a predicted model, not a curated record.